Argiope bruennichi is the source of this 1379-nucleotide messenger RNA. It is a transcript of the gene Txl, whose product is annotated as thioredoxin-like protein 1. The transcript has 8 exons. The record is from RefSeq and is a predicted model, not a curated record. Bases 195 to 1052 code for a protein of 285 amino acids. NCBI's taxonomy places the organism in Eukaryota, Metazoa, Arthropoda, Arachnida, Araneae, Araneidae.
AGUUACGGUUUCGAUAAUAGUUUCGUCAUGGUUAAACACUGAUUUCAAACUUGAGUGACGAUAAUAGUUUCGUAUGUCUGAUAUUUAAUUUAUUGUGCUUGCAGUUUUAUGUCAUUUGAAUUAUACGCCCUGAUAUAAUCUUAAUCAUCAUAAAUUGUGUUUUUUUCUUUAAAUAAACAUAUUUUAAUAUUAAAAUGCCGACUGUUGUUCCUGACGAUUCUCGAUUUCAAGUUGAGCUCUCAAACGCCGGCUCAAGAUUGGUUGUCGUUGAUUUUACAGCUUCGUGGUGUGGGCCAUGUCGUCGUAUAGCUCCUUUUUUUGAUGAACUGAGUCGGCGUUAUCCAGCCAUAACUUUUCUUAAGGUUGAUGUUGAUCAGUGUCCUGAAACAGCAACUUCUCAAGGUGUCACAUCCAUGCCAACCUUUAUUUUCUAUAAGAAUAAAAUGAAGAUUGGGCAAGUCAGUGGGGCAGAUUCAGCUGCCUUGGAAGCUAAAAUCAAAGAGCUAUCAGGAGGUGAAGGAGAUGAAGGAUCCGAGAGUGGUGUGCAUGGGCAUGUUGAUCUUGUAAACUUCAUAAGUAAAUCAGCGUGCGAAUGUCUAAAUGAUGCAGAUGACCAUCCUUUUGCUAACAGCUUCACAUCAGGACCUGGUUAUUUGGAGUCUGAUUGUGAUGAACAGCUUAUCAUGUCAUAUGGUUUCAAUCAAGCUGUAAAACUGCACUCCUUGAAAAUUUCAGCCCCUGAAGAUAAUGGACCUAAAACAUUAAAAUUAUUCAUUAAUCAACCAAGAACAUUGGAUUUUGAUCAAGCCGAUUCAUCAGAACCAGUUCAAAUACUAGAGUUGAAGCCUGAAGAUUUGACUGGUGAAAAGCCUAUACUUUUAAGAUAUGUUAAAUUUCAAAAUGUACUGAAUUUACAGAUAUUUGUGAAAGAUAACCAAACUGGUGCUGAAACUACAAGGAUCAAUCACUUAGCAAUAAUAGGAAGUACAAUAUCUAUGACCAACAUGAGUGAUUUCAAGAGGGUGGCUGGUAAAAAAGGUGAAAGUCAUUGAGAAACUGAAAAUUCAAUAUUGCCAACCUAAAAUAAAAUUUCCAAUUUGCAUUUUGCUACAUUUUUAAAAGCUAAAGUGAGCUCAGCAAUCCUCAAUCUUUUUUAUGCUAAUGGCAAUCUUGAAAAGUAUGAAUUGUAUUUUGUUCUUUCAACCGUAUGCUAUAUAGAAACAGUGUAAUCAAAAUAGACUUUCUAACCAGGCUACAUGAGAACAUUAGAGUUAUCAACUUAUUAAACUGUGUGAGUGGUGAUGAUCUGAUGUUCAGGGCGAGAGGGUGUGUUAAUUAUGUAAUUUAUACAUAUGAUAAUAAACGCUUUCAAAGCAUUG